AGCGUCGCAACUUUUGUGUACAAGCUGUUGUGUUAUUAGUUGGGUGAUGACACUUCAACUGGCUGCAAGUCAGUUGUAGAGCAGUCGCCGCCCGGUAGCCGGCUAUAAGCACUCUUUCAAACAUAAUACAAGUUCUUUUUCUAUAUACUCUAUUCUUAUAAAUGUUAUAGUUUAGUCACUGAAGUGGUCUCAACUCCCGAGAUACACGGCUCCCGACUCUGAAGCCGCCCGCAACCCAUCUACCGUUACUCCACUCCUUUUCAGCAGAUAAUACAUUCAGAGUAGUCUAUUGAAACUGGCCGUUCACAAAGUGAGCAAUGGACAAAUAUAGCAGGAACAACAUAUGCAUGAAAGCCACAUUCGCAGCCGGUGUGUUUCUGCUUGUGUUCGGAACUUUCCUGAUGCUGGGCCACAAUGCGUUAUUCGAUUUCUUCUUGAAAAGAGAACUGGCGUUGGCUCCUGGUUCAUCAAGCUAUAAGGUGUGGCGUGAGACUCCUGUGCCAAUGUCGAUUGAAUUCUACUUCUUCAACUGGACGAAUCCUCUCAACUACACUACGGAGAAGCCGAAAUUUGUUGAAGUUGGACCCUACUCAUUCAAGGAGCGCCAUAAAAAAGUGAACAUUACCUGGAACAGCAACGGUACGGUGAGUUUCAGAAGGGUGCGAAUUUGGCAUUUCGAUGCUGAAAACUCCAAUGGCUUCCUUGAUGAUAGAAUACAAACUCUAAAUCCAGUCGCGUUGACAGCAGCUUCCACAGUUCGAGAUUGGAGUAAAAUUUUCCAAAUGUCGUUGUCGAUGGCUCUGAAACAAACUAGUCAGAAGGUUCACGUGGUGAAGACUGUCAACGAGCUGCUGUUCAAGGGAUAUUCUGAUAGACUGCUCGACAUUGCUCGUCAGAUGCCCAAGUUUGGAGGCGUCAAGGUGCCUUUCGACAAAUUCGGCUGGUUCUACACGAGAAAUGGAUCGGCGUACUAUGAUGGCUUCUACAACAUGGAUACUGGAGAUAAUGACAUCAGUCAGCUGGGCAAACUGAGAAAUUGGAACUACAACAAUGAGACAUCGUUCUAUGACUAUGAAUGCGCCGGAGUGAAGGGAUCAGCUGGCGAGUUCUGGCCGCCACAUCAGAGGCGCGACACUCCCCUCACCAUGUUCUCAGCUGAUUUAUGCAGGUCAGUGUCAUUCAACUACUUCGAGGACCGAGCCGUGCACGGCAUAGACGGCUACACGUACUCGAUGGACGAGUACGUGGUGGAUAACGGCACACUGCGGCCGGAGAACGAGUGCUUCUGCAACGGCGAAUGCUCGCCGUCCGGGGUGAUCAACGUCACCUCGUGUCGCUACGGCGCACCCGCCUUCGUGUCGUAUCCCCACUUUUUCCUCGCCGAUCCCUACUAUCGGGAUGCCGUCGACGGCAUGAGUCCGGAUGCGGAGAAGCAUCGCUUCUACAUCACCAUGGAGCCGCGCACCGGCAUCCCGCUCGAUGUUGCCGCUAGGUUGCAGAUCAAUCUGCUGCUGCAGACGUUGGAAGGGAUUGGGCCAUUCCACGACACUCCGUACAUCUACUUUCCGAUGAUGUGGUUCAACCAGCGGGCGAGCAUGACCGGCGAAAUGGCGGCCGGGUUGAAGUUUGUCCUUCAGCUGCCCACUCUGAUGGCGACCGGCGCCUCUGUGCUCAUGGGUGUCGGCCUGCUAUUUAUCGUGCUCUGGCUGGCCAUCCUGUUCUUCACGGCAAACCAGGACGACAUGUACAAGAAGAACCUAGCUGUUGUGCAUUUGGACAAGAAGGACAAAAACUACGAAAUGAAAGCAUGUCAGCCAUUGAUUAAUGCAACAAACAGUUUGAGUAUAAACUCGGUUCAAAGAAGUCCGUCAGAAACUACAUGAAACUCAUCUGAACGGAAUUGGAGGGGAUUAUGCCUGGAAAGCAAACUGCAAACUCAUUGGAAACAGUUCACUAAAUAACUGGCACAUCGAUCUUAAAGGACGUUAUCAGGUAGAUUUCAUUUGAUAAGAAGUAUAUUGCAAUGAGUGUUCCUUGAUAUUAGCUAUUCUAAAACUAUUGAUCUACCGGUAAUCAAUUUACUGGUAGAUCUCAGUUUACUGAUAUUAUAUAAAAAUUGGUAAGCUAGUAAUCAAUAUUCUGAAGUUCCGAAAUUGGACUGUCUUAUUUGAAUUAUGUUGAUUGAAAUUUCAAACUUAUAACUGCUACCGAAAUUAUUGGAAUUUCGUUAACAUUAUUAUAUCACAUUCAUUAGCAUUUAUAAAAUAAAUCUCUUUUCUAAUGGGUCGUCAUAUUUGGAGCGACUUUAUGGCUCCAGUGGAAUAUUUUUUAGAACCACUUUCUAGAAAUUAGAAAAUAAUAUAUGUUCUUAUCUCGUGUAAAAGUAUAUAGGCCUACUUAUUGAAUCAGUCAUCACCCGACAUCUGAAUCCUGAAAGAAAGGAUUUGCUAAACAAACUUACUAUUAGAAUAGCAUAAAAUUUGAAUAUUCAAAUCAAAUAGGGAUCAAAUAAGGUUCUAGAAUAGUAUUUAUUCUAAAGUUCACUCGGUGUACGGUAUCACAACGUCAUAGAAUAUAAUAUUUUCAAAACAGGAGAAUAAUAAUAGUUAUUAAACGAAAAUCCCAAUUAAAUGCUGUAAAUCACCCCGAAGACUUGUGCUACAGCAAAUAUUGACAACAGUGUA
Molecule: messenger RNA, 2684 nt
Organism: Nilaparvata lugens (brown planthopper)
Lineage: Eukaryota; Metazoa; Arthropoda; Insecta; Hemiptera; Delphacidae
Product: protein croquemort
Exons: 9
Coding region: 318-1883 (521 amino acids)
Cellular component (GO): cytoplasm; membrane
Molecular function (GO): scavenger receptor activity
Source: RefSeq, a predicted model, not a curated record